Molecule: messenger RNA, 2164 nt
Organism: Myripristis murdjan (pinecone soldierfish)
Lineage: Eukaryota; Metazoa; Chordata; Actinopteri; Holocentriformes; Holocentridae
Gene: psmd12
Product: proteasome 26S subunit, non-ATPase 12
Exons: 11
Coding region: 1-1371 (456 amino acids)
Cellular component (GO): cytoplasm; proteasome regulatory particle, lid subcomplex
Source: RefSeq, a predicted model, not a curated record
AUGUCUGAGGAGCGGUCAGAGCGGUCGGAUGGGAAGAUUGUGAAGAUGGAGGUCGACUACAGUUCGACUGUGGACCAGCGGCUUCCUGAAUGCGAGAAAAUGGCUAAAGAGGGCAAGCUGCAGGAGGCCGUGGAGAGCCUGCUGUCACUGGAGAAGCAAACCAGAACGGCGUCAGACAUGGUGUCCACCUCCAGAAUCCUCGUGGCUGUGGUUCAGAUGUGCUAUGAGGCCAAAGACUGGGACGCCCUGAAUGAGAACAUCAUGCUGCUCUCCAAAAGGAGGAGUCAACUCAAACAGGCUGUUGCCAAGAUGGUGCAAGAAUGUUACAAGUAUGUGGAUGCUGUGACUGAUCUGACCAUCAAGCUGAGGCUCAUUGACACACUUCGCACAGUGACUGCUGGCAAGAUCUAUGUAGAGAUUGAGCGUGCCAGACUGACAAAGACCUUAGCCAGUAUCAAGGAGCAAAAUGGAGAAGUCAAAGAAGCAGCUACCAUCCUCCAGGAGCUGCAGGUGGAGACAUAUGGCUCCAUGGAGAAGAAAGAGAAAGUGGAGUUUAUCUUGGAACAGAUGAGGCUGUGCAUUGCCGUCAAGGAUUACAUUCGUACCCAGAUCAUCAGCAAGAAGAUCAACACCAAGUUCUUCCAGGAGGAGGGCAGCGAGGAGUUGAAGUUGAAGUACUACAACCUGAUGAUACAAGUGGACCUGCACGAGGGAUCCUACCUGUCCAUCUGCAAACACUACCGGGCCAUCUAUGACACCCCCUGCAUCCUGGAGGACAGUGCCAAGUGGCAACAGGCCUUGAAGAGCGUUGUACUCUAUGUGAUCCUCUCCCCCUACGACAACGAGCAGUCAGACCUCGUGCACAGAAUCAACACAGACAAGAAAUUGGAAGAAAUCCCUAAAUACAAGGACCUCCUGAAGCAGUUCACCACUAUGGAGCUGAUGCGCUGGGCCUCCCUGGUGGAGGAUUAUGGGAAGGAGCUGAGGGAGGGCUCACCUGACAGCCCCGCCACAGACGUCUUCUCAUAUUCAGAGGAGGGCGAGAAGAGGUGGAAGGACCUCAAGAACAGAGUGGUGGAGCAUAACAUCAGAAUAAUGGCUAAAUAUUACACCAGAAUCACAAUGAAGAGGAUGGCUGGACUCCUUGACCUCUCCAUUGACGAGUCUGAGGAGUUCCUGUCCAACCUGGUCGUGAACAAAACCAUCUACGCCAAGGUGGACCGGCUGGCUGGCAUCAUCAACUUCCAGCGGCCCAAAGACCCCAACGACCUGCUCAAUGACUGGUCCCACAAACUCAACUCGCUCAUGUCGCUGGUCAACAAGACCACGCAUCUUAUUGCCAAGGAGGAGAUGAUCCACAACCUGCAGUGAAACCGGAACACAAGAGAGUGCAUUAUUAUUAUUUUUUUUUUUUUGGUUUUUGUUUUUUCCAAAUUUGUUUUUUUUUGUUGUUUUUGUUUUUCCUUCGGUGUGAAUGUUUUUUUGAAUACGCAGUAUAUUGAUGGACUGUGAAUGCAGCAUUAUUCCAGUGUCAUUUAAUCGAAGAAUAAUCUGCAGCAUAUAUAUAGCACCCUGACUUAGUUUGUUCAUUUUUACUGUCCAGCCAAGUUGAAACGUUCACAAUAAACACACAAGCAUCUCUCUGUCAGUGCGGUUAAAGACUGGAUGACCUCCAAACCUUUUUCUCAUUUGCGCGACUUGCUGUAUUAAAACAUUGAUUAAAGAGCUUUUUUUUAAUGUAUACAUGCAAUGUAAACAUUAAACUCCUCACAUCUGGUUAAUGGAUGUUUUCCCGAAGAGUGCGGCAUGUGGUUUGUGACAAGCAUCUCAUUAACAGAGCUGCAUGUGGUGGUUCUCCAUGGAGGUUUAUGCGGAGAUAGUUAAAGUUUUUACUAUCUCUCCCUGGUAUAUGUAUGUAUUAGUGCAAAGGCUGGUAAUUUGGUUUGAAUACUUGUAGUAGUACUGUGAGAUCACUAAUCAAACUGCCUAUAUUACUUAAUACAGAGUUCACCUUCCAGUUCAAAUUUCUGGAAGAUCUUGUAGACAGUGAAAGUCAGGGAAUUAACUAAUUUCUUGGGAUGAAUGAUGGACUUUCGUAGCAUUUGACAGCUUCAGUUUUUUAAAAAAGUUCAGCAUCAAAAUAUAUUUGAUGAUAUCAAACUUA